Molecule: messenger RNA, 1577 nt
Organism: Salvelinus sp. IW2-2015
Lineage: Eukaryota; Metazoa; Chordata; Actinopteri; Salmoniformes; Salmonidae
Product: WD repeat-containing protein 87
Source: RefSeq, a predicted model, not a curated record
GACAUAAAAACAACAACAGAGAGAUACGUUGCAUCGCGAAGGAGAAGAGAAGGAGAGAAUAAAAAAAUAAAAGAUGGCGAUCGGAAAGAGUCCCAGAAACGGUUCCGUCAGGUCUCCAAAGUACCUGGACAAGAGUUCUGGGUUCUACGGUCGCCUGGAUGAGCCCGAGAUGGGAGGAGAGGAGGAGGAGAGGGGGAGAGAGGAGGACUGGGGGGGAUCGUACCCAGCCACAGAGCUCUCUAAGGGGGGAGAGACGGACCAGGGAGAGCCUGGGGUGUUUGACUUCAACCAGGGAAUGAUGGGAGAUGACGACACCACUCUCCUCCGAAGGAAACCCAGCCGGCUCAGCUCCCGCUGGAGAAGAAGCUCCAGGAAGGCCAAACCCCAGGCGAUCUCCCCUAGGCAGGGGGACCAGAUUCUGGGUACGGAGAUGGAGGCCCCUGUCCUGGAGGUCACCGCGGUGGAAGUGAGAAGGAGCCGCUGGGGGAGGAGCACCGGGAAGAAACAGGGGGCCGAGCCCCAGACGGUCUCCCCCAGGGAGGAGGGCCCGAUCCUGGGUACGGAGAUGGAGACGCAGACCCCUGUCCUGGAGGUGGAGGUGAGGGUAGAGACUGAAGAAGGACAGAGGGAGAAAGAGAGGAGAACAGAAGAGGAGAGGACGCUGGUCCACUUUGCGAGCCGAGAAGAAGCGGAUGACCAGGUUCUGAUAAAGGACAAGAAGAGAGGGAGGGAAGAAGAGAAGGAGGAGGAGAUGAAGGGACAGGAGGAAAUGAAGGUGAUGAGGAAGAGAAGCACGCUGAAGAACUACCGCAAGACUUUCGACCGAGUGUUCCGUCGAGGGUGGGAGACCUUCGUCACUAACCUGUACAGCGUGACGCUGACACCUGACUCAUCACCACCACCACCAUCAAGGGAAAUGCACCAUUCCUCAGCAUUAGCAGAAUACAGAUAGGAUUCACAAACCUGUUCAUCUAAUCUGUAAACUGCAAUUGUUCCAAUCAGGUUAUGUAACGCCCAUAUUGUAAUUUGAGAUUGAGGCUGGCUUGGACAGAGUGUUCCGUUUGUGUUCUCAACGCAAAUGACCUGUGUUCACCUCAAUGUAUGGUUCAGUUGAUUAAUCAAUCAGUGAUAUUGAUCUAGUACAUACUGGUUUAUCAAUGAUCAAUAUGAACAGCACACGAUUAACACCAGGAAGUACACAAAGUUUAACUCAUUCUUAUUCUGAAUUCCAAAUAGCACACUAUUGUACAAGUGCACUAAAUAGGGAAUGGGUUUAAUACUUCCUCACAGGGUGAGGUUCAACCUCUCUGGAGGACCGUCUGUAUGGUGGUUUCAGUGUUGUGCAACCUGAGGGAUGUUUCACUAUCCAUGUGCCUUUUGAACGUAGCCCAAGAUGAGAUCUGAUAACGUAUGUUUCACUAUCCAUGUGCCUAUUGAACGUAGCCCAAGAUGAGACCUGAUAACGUAUGUUUCACUAUCCAUGUGCCUUUUGAACGUAUUAGCCCAAGAUGAGACCUGAUAACGUAUGUUUCACUAUCCAUGUGCCUUUUGAACGUAGCCCAAGAUGAGACCUGAUA